Molecule: messenger RNA, 813 nt
Organism: Striga asiatica
Lineage: Eukaryota; Viridiplantae; Streptophyta; Magnoliopsida; Lamiales; Orobanchaceae
Source: the annotation of a GenBank genome assembly
AUGGUUGUUCCCAAAUCACUUCACGACCUAAUUUUCACACAGUUAGAAAGAAAUUUGUCUCUUUUAAAACAUGUGAAAAAUUGUGGUCCCGUUGUUGUCGAAGCUCAAAAAUUGCGGUCCCAUUGUAGCGGCUAUGAGCGACAGGCUGAAACCCUAAAAAUCAGAUCUCAACUCUCUCCCUCGCCAAAAUCGCCUUCGCCGCACCUACCCGAUCCCGUCGGCCCGUCGUCCUCAAGUAGUUUUCCGGCUAUCUGCUCCACGCUCGCCCUCAAGCAGUCAAGUUGUGCAACUCAAGGCUCAGGAACUGCUCCACCCUCGCUCUCGUUCACGGCCAGAGAUCUACUCCACGCCUCCACUCUCGCCCUCGUUCACGGCCUGAGCCUGGGACGCUGCUUCAGUAAGGACCGCACGGAUACCGCCAUUAGUUGUAUGUCAACUACCCCGUCAUCUCCAUUCGAAGGUUCGUCUACAAGUCCGAUCCCGAUGGAUAAUUUAAUUGAUGAUAUGGAUGCUGCUGCGAUUGAAAAUGAAGAUAUUUCUCCCCAAGAAGGCCAAGAAGAAGAAGCCGUCCACGAGGAAAAAAGUGCAGAUGCUCCAUUCCAAAGAAAAAAACGGAAGAAAACUGCUAAAUGCUGGAAAGAGAUGACAACUUAUGCCGACAUAAAAGGUGUUCAGAUUGCCGAGUGCAACUACUGCAAUGAAAAGCUACGAGUGAACAAGACCAGCACCACAACUCAGAUCCUGAAGAAGAUCUUCAUUUUGAAGAAGUUGAUUUGCUUUAAGACGUGCUCCAUAUUGUUGCUGCCAGUGCCA